AUGGCCGUCGUCAUCACAUCUGACGAGGCCGCUCACUUUGCGCCUGGGAUGCGGCGCUCACACUCACAGCCCAAGUUCUCUACAAAACAGACUGGGUUUCGACAGUCGGCGUCCGCCUCCAGGAUCAGCGACGUCUACCAGCAGCAGCAACGCCAGCAGCAGCAGCAGUCUCAACAAACACAGCACAUAUCACAAUCCCCACAGUCUGAAUCACAGGCACGCCAAUCCUCGCCCGAACCAUAUCAACAGAUACCCGUUUUCUCCGAUUCGUCAAAUUCCUCGAGCACGUCGUCUCCCCGCGCCUCUCCUACUGGCGAUGCUGCUAUCGCUUCGUCAUCACCAUCCAAGCUCCUCGUGCCAGCUAUGCGCUUGCCACAACGCCUUGGCCGCCCGGGCUACGGCUCAUCACCAAACGGAACUGACGACGGCACAGAUGCCGACGUGGCCAUCGACUACCCACAUUACGAUGGAGUGAGCUACUUCAACCCGACCAAAGAUUUUGAUUCGCCAAGUCCCAGCGGUAUUGGCGAGGUGUAUGCCGCAUCGCCGAACGACAACACAACCGUGUCGUCCACAGGCCCGUCAAGAACGAACUCGUCCGAUCAGUUCGAUCUGUUUGAGCAUGUGGCCGGGGACGACACGGCCGUUCGCGCGAUGCCGUCUCGUCAUGUCGACUACCUUUCACAUAACUGGAAGGAGGAAGACAUUUGGGAGUCGUGGAAGUAUAUCGUCUCGCGCAGAGGCGACUACAGCAACUCGGCACGGCUAGAGAACGCUUCAUGGAGAACGUGGAUAAAGUCCAAGAACAAGCUGAAGACCGUUUCUCCUGAAACGCUCAACUGGCUCAAGGACUGUGAUGUGACGUGGCUGUAUGGCCCAUUACAAACAGGCCACGCUGCCGUGCCUCCUGGGCAAGUAGCAGAUAGUGUCGAACUGACCAAGUCAAACUCGUUCCUGGCGAACAACAAGAAACCCAUCCUGAAGAAGCGGAGUAUGUCAGAGAUCAUGCUUCAGCGAUCGCUGUCUGCCUCGUCUUUGAUCAAGCAAGCUGCUGCAGCCGUCCAGGCUCAGCAGAAGGACUCGGGUGCGCGGAGGAUGUCUCGCCCACGACUCGAGCGUGCUACAACAGACUACUAUAGCACGGGCCCGCCUAGCAUGCUGCCGUCUACCUCUUCCUCAGGAAUUGUCUCGCCGACCUCAGAACGAAGACACAUCCAUUUCAACGAGCAAGUCGAGCAGUGCAUAGCCGUUGAAGCCAAGGGAGAAGACGAUGAUGCCGAUAGCUUCAUUGCCCGUCCCAAUUACGACAGCGACUCGGAUGACGGCGCCAUCAUGAUGAAGCGCACAACAUCAAAGCACCGUAUGCAGCCGCGUCGGCGCCACAGCUACAUGAACCACCACAAUGAGAGCAAAACCAUCGCCAUGCUUCCGUCGACCACCCUCAAGUAUCGCGAGGACACGGAAGAUCGACCGGGUGCCGGAUCGACCGGGUCCGCGAUGAAACACAGUUAUCGCAGCCCUGUUCUGUCACCCUCUUCGUCGCAGGAAACGCUACGUCCGUCAAAAGCAUCCGGCAAACUUUUUUUUGGUGCGGAUGAUGACGAUGACGAAGACGACGAAGAGAGUGACGGGCACGUUGUCCAGCAACCCAAGGAUGACGACGAUGACGAUGACGAUAACGAUAGCAAUAGUGAUGACGACAAUUUCGGUAUGGCCAUGAGCGGCCCAAUCCUGCGUGCCGGCGGCCUAAAGUUGUCAGGAUCGACCUCGAGACUCGGCGGCAAUUCAAUCGACAGUGCCCUGCACGCUUCAUCCAUGUUUGACAACAUUGGCAGCAGCAGCAGCAGUAGUGGCGGCGGUGGGCUUAAGCGAACAACUUCGACCAGCAGCCUUUCCGCAGAACCUACCGGGAUGCGUAGAACAUCCUCGGGCAUGUUCAUGCCCUACGACGAAGGUGAGCCAGCAGAAGGCGGUAAUGGUGGGCUGGUUGGUCGAGUCAUUGAUACGGUCAACACAGCCCGCGACAUUAUCCACGUUAUUUGGAACGUCGGCUGGAGACCUUGA
This is a messenger RNA of Sporothrix brasiliensis 5110, 2064 nucleotides long. Its product is annotated as protein phosphatase type 1 complex subunit hex2. The transcript is spliced from 3 exons. Bases 1 to 2064 code for a protein of 687 amino acids. Lineage: Eukaryota; Fungi; Ascomycota; Sordariomycetes; Ophiostomatales; Ophiostomataceae. The record is from RefSeq and is a predicted model, not a curated record. Gene Ontology annotation, biological process: protein catabolic process in the vacuole; cellular response to glucose starvation.